This is a messenger RNA of Drosophila ficusphila, 1569 nucleotides long. RefSeq names its product E3 ubiquitin-protein ligase TRAIP (gene nopo). Bases 101 to 1405 code for a protein of 434 amino acids. Gene Ontology annotation, molecular function: zinc ion binding. The record is from RefSeq and is a predicted model, not a curated record. The transcript has 7 exons. NCBI's taxonomy places the organism in Eukaryota, Metazoa, Arthropoda, Insecta, Diptera, Drosophilidae.
GAAGUCAGCUGUUUAUCGUUGGGCGCGCAAAUUGUGCGGCGUGCGUUUUUUUGUUGUUGUUUUGUAAUAACUGUUUUUAUGUAGUUAAUUGUGCCGAAAAAUGUUGAAUUUAAAUUGCGUUAUUUGCGCUGAGUUGUUUGGACAGGCGGACGAGGUGUUUGCCACUGUUUGUGGGCACAUGUUCCACCACAGUUGUCUCAAUCAAUGGCUCGAUCGCUCAAAAACCUGUCCCCAGUGCCGAAACAAAUGCACAACCCGAAACAUCUUUAGGGUUUACUUUAAUCUAGCCAACUUGGAUGUGAGCCGAAUCGAUGUGGGCUCCUUGCAGGAGCAACUGGACAACGCCAAGUUGUCCAUGAAGAUGAUCGAAAAGGAGCGCAGCAAGGACGAGCAGCAGAUGCGGACACUGAAAGAAACUCAAAAGAAGUGCCUCAAAACUAUCGCUGGUCUGGAACAAAAGGUGCAGAAGAAAGAUUUCCUUAUCAGCAGCUAUGCUGAGCAGAUCAGCAUCCUCAAGAGCGAUUCCUUGGUGGUCGAUGGGCUGCGCAAGGAAAACAAGUCCUUAAAAUCGCAGAUUCAGGCCAUGGAGGGCGUUUCGGCCAUUCUGGAGGCUGGCUCUGCUGAAGCCGAGCGCCUACUCAAGAACGAAGCCGAUCCCCACGUCCUGGCAAACUGGGUGUCCACACUAAAACGUGAGCUGCGCCAAUGCGAAAACAAGAAGUCGGAGCUUAGAAACGUGGUCAAACUUGUACAAAAUGAUCUGCGCAAAGAGAUCGAACUUAAGAGAAAGUUAGAGGAGCGAGUUUCCCACCUGGAGAGUGAUCUCUAUCAGGCACAGGAGAAGCUUCAAACUCUGGAGAGCAAGACUAUUUCUGUAAACUCCCCCGACACUUCUUAUGGUCUAAACAGCAACAUUAUGGCCUUAAAACGGGAGGAAAGGCGGUCCACCAUAUCGCCCACAGUUAAGGAGAAUAUAAAACGUAUUGAAGAGUCAACUUCGCCGUAUCUCAACAUCAAAUCCAGUAGCGUGGGGUUGGUCCAUCUUCUCAACACAAAGGGCAACAUUGGACUGGCCAAAACCACAAUAUCGCCCAUCAAGGGAGCCGGUGGUGUGAGUAUGACAACCGGAACUAUACGUAAAACCAAUAGUGAUCUCAGUACAAAGUACUCAAUAUUCAAAAAGCCACGCCUGCUGCUGGGCAGCUCGAGCAGCACCGGAUUGACGGCCACCACGAGUUCAAACUUUGUGUACAAUGGAAUGGGCGGCUCUGAAAAGGUGGAUCCUUUUGCACAGCGCGCCGAGGAGGAGGGUGUGGCGAACGGCCGACCCUCAUCCAUCCUUUCCCGGAAUGUGAACCAGCGCCUUAAAGCUGGUACGCUUCGCAAUUUCAACCUGGGCAAAUAAGUCCCCAGCCAUGUGAUUUUAAGAGACUGCCCCAGUUGGGUAUUAGCGUGCGAUUGCUAUUGAGGAUUGCCGAUUUUGUUAGUUAGCCAAUGCAUGGAUUAAGCUCUAAUAAUAAGUUAGCGGUUAAUAUAUAUAAAAAUACAAAAAGGCAAAUGUGCGACUAA